AUGGACGAGCAGUCUACACGGAGACCUGUCUGCACUUUGUGCCGACGUGUUUUCUCUCCGUCUGACCCUCAUGCCCAAUGUUCGGAUUGUCGUGGAUUAUGCAGUUUAUUAGAGCGUUGCGAGCUCUGCUCCGAUCUACCAGAUGAAUCCUUCAAACUGUACCUGCAUAAAUGUCGGCGUCGGGUGUCAGAUCGUCUCUCUAAGACUGCAGAAAAAUCCACGAAAGCCAAGAAAACACCGGUCAAGAAAGCGAGAUCGACCCGAUCACCCUCACAGGCGGGCCAGAAUACUCGGGAUCAAACUGGUCCCAUGAUCUCGUUAGACGAUGAGGGGGUCUCUGACUCUUUUCUCACAGACGACAUGUCUAAGGUAUCCACGAAUCCACCUUCAAAGCCGAACCUACCCUCCACAUCCCGAGACUCGGACAUUCGACGAGUCCUCUCGUUAGACACGAGUGUGGAUGACCGGCUUACGUCAGCCAACGUAUCCAACCCGACCGAGGUUCGUACUUUCGACUCGUCGUGUUCUACGACUAACAGGGAGCUCGCUCCUGUUUUACCUUCGGAGGGUACACAUGGUACUGGUACCUCGGUCGACCCUAUAAGUUCGGUCCGUCGUUCGAAAUCUCCCAUACAACGAUCUUCGCAGGAUCGAUCCUCUCAAGACCAGGAGUCGUAUGACGACUCAUCGGAUCAAGGUUCACGAACCUCCCAUUCCAAAGAGGAUUCACAAGACGAUAGACAUUCGUCCCGGGAUCGACUAGCAUCGACAGUCAGUGCACUUUAUUCAGUGCAAUCAUCGGGGGAUCGGCAUUCAGACUGGGACCAACGGACUUCUCACUCUCGACACCGAGAUGAUUCACCGAACAUCCCACCAUCGAAGGUUCCUCGUACUUCCGAACCUCGAACCUCUGAACACCGAACCUCCGAACUUGGACCCCCGAACCUCCGAACCUCCGAACCUCCGAACCUCGAACCUACGAACAUCGGGCCUCCGAACCUCGAUCCUCCGAACUUCGAACCUCCGAACCUCCGAACCUCCGAACCUCGAACCUCCGAACCUCAUCGAACCUCCGAACCUCAUCGCACCUCCGAACAUAACCGACCCUCCGAACCUCGUCAAACAUCCGAACCUCGUCGAACAUUCGAACAUCGUCGAACCUCCGAACGUCGCUGUACUCCCGAGGUGCGACAGUCACGUUCGAAUCGUACAUCUUCGGACAAACAAAAGAGAAUUCGAGCCUCGUCGAACCUCUGA
Molecule: messenger RNA, 1257 nt
Organism: Haliotis rufescens (red abalone)
Lineage: Eukaryota; Metazoa; Mollusca; Gastropoda; Lepetellida; Haliotidae
Product: proteoglycan 4-like
Exons: 1
Coding region: 1-1257 (418 amino acids)
Source: RefSeq, a predicted model, not a curated record